CUUACUCAUUGCUCCGUCCCAUAAUAUAAUUUCUCCCUAUUCCGCACUACUACCGACUCACAGCCAAUUAUUCAAAUUCGCGGAAGAACCUGUUACAUUUAAGUGACGAAAAAGUCUUGGGGGGGAAAAACGAAAGACAAGAAGUCGGAGGGAGCAGGACAUUAUUGCUCGCACAUCCCGACCGUCCACCUACGGCGGUGAGCCUAUUCGUCACUGUCGGUUAUCACCCCUUUAUCCCAAACCUGUGGACGAAUUUUGGUCUCUGUCUAGGCUACCGGCCGCCUAGGCUCUCCUAAGGGACCUCGAGAGUCUAGAGAAUGGCUGAUUAUCAGUACGAUCAACGGCGAUACGGCCCAUCUUCCAACAACCAACGAGAUGCCGCUUUCUCCAACAUUUUCGGCUCUGCUCCCCCUCCCGGUCGGACUGCCACCAUGACCUCGACGUCGUCGCCUAUGGCAGCCCCGCAGCAAGAAGGAAGAACCCAAACUAUGUCGUCCAUGUCUAGCGUGUCCGGCCUACAACCUGAUAUGCAGCGACGACCCCCUCCGCGACCCCAGCGAACGGGAGGCUACGAAGAAGCGAUCGCCCCCCGAACUAGAACAAUGGACACGAGUAUGGCCAACGGUUAUUAUCAGAAUCAGAGGAACCCAUCAGGAGGCUACCCUCCUCAGGGACAAAACCAGUAUGGGAGGGCGCCACCUCCUGGUCCGAACCAAAGACCAUAUCCUGGUCCGCCGCCCCAAGGCCCUCCUCGUUUUGAUACAAGAGGGCCGGCUCCGUCAGGCUACCCUCCACGAAAUCCCGCUCCUAGGCAGCACCAAGGCGGACCUGGACCUGGAUCCGGACCCGGGCCUGCUACUCGUGACGACCCUUAUCGUUCUCAGUCCCUCGCUAGCGUACCGCGGCAACCGAUAUACCAACCGCCACCUGGUGCGUAUCAAUCGCAUCAAAAUAAUUUCAGACAUCCUGCCCCAGCCGCUCCCAUGUCAUCCAGGACAACUGCGCAGGGACGAGUAGUUCCCGAGCGUCACGACGAUCGAUCUAUGUCAAUGACUGGGUACCCCCCAGAACGCGAUGCCCACCAGAUGAUGAGCGGCCGGGUGAUUCCUAAUCGUAUGCGAGCUCCCUCGAAUGAGAUGCCUACAAUGAAUGGAAACGGAGCUGGAUACCCUGGGUAUGGUGGUUAUGCUGCUGCGCCAGGAACCGCCACAAGGACGAUGAGCAUGGCAUCAUCGACUGUUGCCAGCGACCACAGUCGCACGAUGUCAAUGGCUAGUACCAUUGUCCCCGAAAAUUCUGAGCAAGCCCGUCAGCAGCUAGUCCACCGGCCUUCCAUAUCUUCGAAAUCCAUUGAGGGCGAACGACCUCCUACCGCUAAGAUUCGGCCACCUCUAGUUUACCCUGCCCUCCUCUCACGUGUCGCCGAAUGUUUCCGGCAAAAGAUUAUCACUGGCGAGCGGACGAAGAACGAACUGACAUACAAGAAUGCUUUCAGCGGCUCUGAAGCCGUUGACGUUCUGUCGUACAUCAUUAGAACCACAGACAGAAACCUUGCUUUACUCCUAGGCCGAGCUCUAGAUGCGCAGAAAUUCUUCCACGAUGUCACCUACGAACACCGAUUGCGAGACUCGUCUUCCGAGAUGUACCAGUUCAGGGAAACGCUUAUGGACGAACCGGAGGAAAAGCAUCCAGUCAAUGGUGUAUUUGUCCUGCUGUCGGAAUGUUACUCUCCAACAUGCACAAGGGAUCAACUCUGCUAUUCAAUCGCAUGCCCCCGAAGAUUGGAACAGGUUUCUCGGCUGAACCUCAAGCCACAGGUGGGCUUGAAGAAGGACCAGGAUGCUGUUAUUAACGACGAUGCGGAUCAGACCGACGAGCAGAAGCUCUGGAUCAAUACCGUCCCCAAAGAAAUUGCCGAGAGUGUUGGCGACAAGGAAAAGAAGAGACAAGAAGUCAUUUCCGAAAUAUGCUACACGGAGAGAGACUUCGUCAAAGAUCUUGAAUAUCUACGAGAUUUCUGGAUAUUGCCGCUACGGUCAAAGGCCUCGCCCAUCCCGGCCGCACGGCGAGAGGCUGUUGUGCAAAACAUCUUCAGCAAUGUCAUUGACCAUCCGAGCAUCCACUCGGUUAGUUCUAGGUUUGCCAAGGCGUUAACGGAUAGACAGCAAAAGCAUCCCGUGGUUAAGAAUCUCGGUGAUAUUUUCUUAGAAAUAGUUCCUCAGUUCGAGCCAUUCAUAUUGUACGGCUCUAAGCAACUAGAAGCUAAAUUCGAAUUCGAGAAUGAGCGAUCAAACAACGUUCAGUUCGCUAAAUUCGUUGAGGAGAUUGAAAGAAGAAAAGAGUCAAGGAAACUGGAACUGAACGGUUACUUGACUAAGCCCACAACAAGAUUAGCGCGUUACCCGUUGCUUCUCGAAAACGUGUUAAAAUACACAGAAGAAGGGAACCCUGAUAGGGAGGAUAUCCCCAAGGUUCUAGUCACGAUUCGAGACUUACUGAGCCGGGUCAACGCCGAGUCCGGCAAGGCUGAGAACCGCUUCAAUCUACGUCGCCUGCACGAACAGUUGAAGUUCCGUCCGGCUGACCGAGUUGACCUCAAGCUGACAGAAGAAAACCGUGAACUGGUUUUCAAGACUCAGUUCAAGAAGUCGCCUACGGAUCCUACAGACAUUACGGCUUUCCUAUUCGAUCACGCUGUUCUUCUCGUGCGAAUCAAGCAAGCGGGUAAGGGAGAAGAAGUGAAAGCUUAUAGGCGGCCAAUUCCGUUGGAGCUACUCUCGAUCAAAGAAAUGGACGAGGUCAUCCCUCAGGCAGGAGUGAAGCGAGCAUCGUCGAAUUUGCCUUUCCGUAAUAAGGCCGAAGUUGGAGGCAAAGUAGAAGGGUGGCCCAUUACUUUCCGGCAUCUGGGCAAAAAUUACUACGAGCAAGUUUUGUACGCAUCGAACCAGACAGCCCGGAAAAAGUGGCUUGAAUUCAUCGACUCGGCUCAGCAACGCCUUCGCGCAAGAGCGGAUUUCUUCAACGUCAACACCCUUUCUUCCAAUUUCUUUCAAGCUGGUAAUCUGGUUAACACGGUUACGCCUUUCGAUGGUGGCCGUAAAUUAAUAAUCGGUACUGAUCAUGGCAUCUACAUUGCAGAUCGAAAGGUUAAGGACCAAGUGCCCAAGCGCGUCAUCGAAGCACAACAUGUGACCCAGAUCGAUGUGUUGGAAGAAUACAAUCUUUUGCUCGUGCUAUCGAAUAAGACACUUACAUCGUACUCCCUUGCGGCUCUAGAUCCUAACGAGCCAGCAUUAGCGAAGAGGCCCAAGAAAAUUCAAAGCAACUGCAAUUUCUUCAAGACGGGUAUCUGUCUUGGUAGGCAUCUAGUCUGUUGUGUUAAGUCUAGUGCACUCUCAACGACGAUUAAGGUGUACGAACCCAACGACCCCAUGAGCAAGGGCAAGAAACAGAAAGGGUUUGGGAAGAUGUUCAACGCGGGCCAGGACGAGUUGAAGGCAUUCAAAGAGUUCUACAUUCCUACCGAAUCGUCCUCCGUCCACUUCCUCAAGAGUAAGCUUUGCGUGGCAUGCGCUAGAGGCUUCGAAGUUGUUUCUCUUGAAACACUCGAGACGCAGUCCUUACUGGAUCAAGCCGACACCUCGCUCGACUUCGUUGCGAGAAAAGAAGGCGUCAGACCAAUCCAUAUCGAACGACUUAAUGGGGAAUUUCUUCUCAACUAUUCCGAAUUCUCAUUCUUCGUCAAUAGGAAUGGCUGGCGGGCAAGACCGGAAUGGAAAAUCGACUGGGAAGGGACGCCGCAAGCAUUUGCGCUCUCUUAUCCGUGGAUUUUGGCAUUCGAACCGAACUUCAUCGAGCUUAGGAACAUCGAAAGCGGCGCGGUUCAUAUUGUUCCGCAUAAGAACAUUCGAAUGUUGCAUAGCAGUACGCAUGAGAUUCUAUUUGCAUACGAAGAUGAGGCUGGCGGCGAUGUGGUCGCUGCACUUGACUUCUGGAAGAAUAACAGAAAGUCGGAGUUGGUCGUGUAGUGAUCUCCUUUACGCAACUUAUUUCUAAUAAUCAAGAUCUAUGACGGGCAAUUUCUUCUCGACCCUAGAUCAUAGCCAGCUU
This is a messenger RNA of Hypoxylon fragiforme, 4110 nucleotides long. RefSeq names its product CNH-domain-containing protein. Gene Ontology annotation, molecular function: guanyl-nucleotide exchange factor activity. Lineage: Eukaryota; Fungi; Ascomycota; Sordariomycetes; Xylariales; Hypoxylaceae. Bases 318 to 4028 code for a protein of 1236 amino acids. Gene Ontology annotation, biological process: intracellular signal transduction. The record is from RefSeq and is a predicted model, not a curated record. The transcript has 5 exons.